Molecule: messenger RNA, 1786 nt
Organism: Oryzias latipes (Japanese medaka)
Lineage: Eukaryota; Metazoa; Chordata; Actinopteri; Beloniformes; Adrianichthyidae
Molecular function (GO): protein binding
Source: RefSeq, a predicted model, not a curated record
AUGAACGUAUCAGAGACACAGCUGUGUGCUCGUCCAAAGGUUUUGGUCUUACUCAACCAGGGCUUGUUUGCUUUUUGCUUGAGUUAAAAGUUUCCUUUCAGAGCUGUGGGAUCGCUGACACUCUUUCAACUGACUUCAGAGGGAAUUUUAUUUUCCAAAUGGCUAAAGAAUGGCUCCUGGCUCUGCUCCUGAUGCUGCUGGCUCAUCAGGAAACCAGAGGCGAGCGCCUGGCGUCGUGUCCAGACUGGUGUCAGUGUUUCACUCCGGCUCAAAUGUUGUGUGCCGAUCCCAGGAUGGCAGAUCUACCCAGAAAUGUUUCGGCAGAGGUCAGGGAGGUCAUUGUGAUGACGUCAGCUGUCCGCUACCUGUUCACCAACACUUUCCAGGACAGUCCACACCUCACCAAGCUUGUUUUUCUGAACAAUGAUCUGCGUAGUGUCCACUCGAGGGCACUGGAGACGUUAACAGAGCUGCAGGAGCUGGAGAUCAGUGGGAACCCCUUGCUGGAACUAUUACUUCCAGGAACUUUUUCAAAGCAGGAAAGGUUGCUUCAUCUUAAGCUGAACUUCAACAAGUUUGCAAUAGUUCCUCCUGUUAUUUUUGAUUCUUUGAAGCAGCUGGAAACUUUGCAAAUGAGGAGUAACAACAUUUCAUCUUUGUCUCCGUUUCUAUUCAUGAACCUGCAAAAGCUGCAGGUUCUUGACUUGUCUCAUAAUAAUCUUUUGGAAGUGACAAAAGACACAUUUGCUGGUCUGCUAAAUCUGCAGAUUCUGAGAAUUAACAGCAACUGUUUGAGCAAUCUGACUGCUGACAUAUUCCACAGCGUGUCCCAGCUCUCUGAGCUUCACUUGGAGGGGAACAAGAUCACAGAACUGAAGGAAGGCACCUUCCAAGUGCUAACAAAACUGAAGGUGCUGAACCUGCGUAGGAAUUUUCUGUCAGUCUUCACUGAUGGAGUGUUUGGAUCUGAGAUUUCACCUCUGACAGAGCUGAAUCUGCAAGACAACAUGCUGACAGAAGUGUCUCCUCUGAGCCGCCUCUCCUCAGUCACACACCUCAUCCUGUCAUUUAACCAGCUGACCAGCCUCCAAGAGAACCUUCUUAGAAACAACACUGCACUAGAGAACCUGGACCUGUCCGGGAACCAGAUAACCAUGGUUCCAGAAACCAUCUUUAAUGAUCUGGUCAGCAUCAGAACCAUCAGUUUUCACAAGAACAACCUAAGCCAGGUGGAUGCCUCUUUGUUCAGGGAUCAGGCAUUUAUUCAGAGGCUCGACCUGUCAGAAAACCAGCUGAAAACUCUUACCGUGGGUUUCUUUGAUCAUUUUUUCCCUGUGCACACAGUGAGGCUGCAUGGAAACCCCUGGAAGUGUGACUGUCACUUGUGGUACCUCCACGACCAGCUGCUUAACAGCAGUCGGAAAGUGGAGAUGCUGAACAGGAUCCAGUGUGAAAGCCCACAGUUUCUGAGGAAGCGGCCGGUGGUCUCCGUGGACAAACAGGAGCUGCUGUGUCACCUGUCUGCAAGUGGGACGGAAGGCAGCAGGUGCAGCCUGCAGGAAUCUGAUGAAACAAUGACAAUUAGAUGUAAAGUGGACAGGUGCUCUCAGAAGACAGUGAAGGUCCAGUUCCAGGAUGAGGAGGGCAGCUUUCAGGAGUUUAUUUUGAAAAACGAGUCUGCAGUUUCACAUUGCAGAAAUGAAACAACAGCGUUGAAAUGAUGAAGACCGUUGUGGAUGAAUGUGUCUUCCUCAGGGUCUGUUCUGUAACAGAACAUGGGGGGGGG